Messenger RNA from Sabethes cyaneus, 5054 nucleotides. It is a transcript of the gene Synj, whose product is annotated as synaptojanin-1. Gene Ontology annotation, molecular function: nucleic acid binding; phosphatidylinositol-4,5-bisphosphate 5-phosphatase activity. NCBI's taxonomy places the organism in Eukaryota, Metazoa, Arthropoda, Insecta, Diptera, Culicidae. Bases 476 to 4213 code for a protein of 1245 amino acids. The record is from RefSeq and is a predicted model, not a curated record. Gene Ontology annotation, biological process: synaptic vesicle endocytosis; phosphatidylinositol dephosphorylation. The transcript has 8 exons.
GUAAAGUAUAAAGUUAAUUUGUUGCUGGAUAUUUAUCAUAAUUUUUGUACUGUAAACUCAACAUCUAUUGUGAAACUUAGCAUGAAGCAAUUUGUGGUGUUGGCUAGAAGUGUUCAGGUUCCAUCUUAAGGAGGAACGAACUUUUGCGGAAGAUGUUAGCAUGAUCGUAUAACAGACUGAAACGUAACACCUAUAUCUGAGAGCAGUGAGGAAAAAAUCAACUGCAGAUGCAGCAAAAAGGAAGGAUUUGCUCUUACGUCACUCGAAGUGUUUCGACAAUUUUCGUUUGUAAAUUUUAAAGUGUUGAAAGUGCAAUAAGCGUUGACAAAUGCAGUCAAACUGUCCUAGCUGGAAUUCAGACGCGGGGGCGUACAUCUACAUAUUAUAUUCUCGGAAACACCAGUCGGAACGCACAGCAAAGGCGAAAGCGAAAGAUUUUCGGAUUUAGUUAGUGAAUAGGCAGUUCCAGUGCGAAAUGGCACUGUCGAAGGGAUUCCGCGUGCUUGAAAAAUCCAAACCACCCUCUCCGCAUAGUGUACUUCUGGAACAUCGCAACAAAUCCGAAACGCUGCUUUUCGAAUCACAAGCAGUUGCCGUAUUAUCCGCUCAAGAAACGGAAAUCGUGCGCAAACAAUACACCAAAGUACUGGAUGCCUAUGGAUGUCUCGGAGUAUUGCAGCUUAACGCUGGAGACAGUUCGCUGCUCUAUCUGGUGAUGGUCACGGGUUGUUUCUCGGUCGGCAAAAUCCUGGACAGCGAAAUAUUCCGUAUCACGCAGACGCAAUUCGUAUCGCUCCAGUAUCAACCGACAAACGAAGAUCGCAUAUCGGAAAUCAGAAAGGUUCUGAACUCUGGAACGUUCUAUUUUUCGUUUUUAAAUCCGGCAGCCAGCAGCAGUGUGCAGCAAGCUAGUGGCGGUUAUAACUUCGACGUUACGCUGUCCGCUCAGAGACGUCGCAGAACUACGGACACUGACAAUCGGUUUUUCUGGAAUCGAAUGCUGUUUAUUCAUAUGUUACGAUUCGGAGUAGAGUGUAAUUUUUGGCUGUUGAAAGCAAUGUGUGGAUCGGUCGAAAUACGAACGGUUUACGCCGGAAGUAAGCAAGCGCGAGCUGCAAUAAUUUCUCGUCUUAGCUGCGAACGAGCGGGUACUCGAUUCAAUGUGAGAGGAACCAACGAUGAGGGAUGUGUGGCUAAUUUCGUUGAGACAGAGCAAUGUAUUUAUCUGGAUAACGAAGUGUCGUCAUACAUCCAGACGAGAGGAAGCGUGCCGCUCUUCUGGGAACAGCCUGGCGUUCAGGUUGGCUCCCAUAAGGUUAAACUAUCGCGUGGCUAUGAAGCAUCAAAAUCUGCUUUCGAUAGACAUAUGAACACUAUGAAGGCCCGAUAUGGGAAGCAAGCUAUAAUAAACCUACUCGGAACAAGCCUUAUUGGCAGCAAGGAAGGAGAGGCAAUGUUGAGCAACGAAUUUCAAAGACAUCACAAGGAAUCUAAUCACACUGACGUACCACACAUCGUUUUCGAUUAUCAUCAAGAGUGUCGGGGUGGAAAUACCAGUGCAUUAUCGAAGUUAAAAGCAAAGAUUGACGCUAUGUGUGCUGAUUUUGGACUGCUUCAUGCUAUGGGAGAUACUGUUUAUCGCGAACAGAAGGGGGCGAUUCGAACGAACUGUCUUGACUGUUUAGAUCGUACCAAUUGCGUUCAAACUUACAUCGGCUUGGAAAUACUCAAUGAACAGAUAAUGCAAGUUUCGGCUCUGUCGGAUAAGAAGCAGCAAAUCAGUUCACGGUUCGAAGAAGUAUUCCGUCAGAUGUGGAUUAACAACGGCAAUGAGGUCAGCAAAAUCUAUGCUGGAACCGGCGCAAUCCAGGGAGGGUCAAAACUAAUGGAUGGAGCUCGUUCGGCUGCGCGUACUAUUCAGAAUAAUUUGCUAGAUAAUUCGAAGCAGGAGGCCAUCGACGUUUUACUAGUCGGUUCAACACUUAGUUCCGAGCUAGCAGAUCGUGCCAGAAUUUUGCUGCCAUCCAAUAUGCUUCAUGCUCCAACACCUGUUUUGCGGGAAAUGUGCCGCCGAUAUGAGGAAUUUGUAGAACCAUUGGAACUUCGCAUCGGUUGCGGUACAUACAAUGUUAACGGUGGAAAGCACUUCCGAAGUGUUGUCUACAAAGAUGUUUCUCUAGCCGAUUGGCUGUUGGAUUGUCAUCGAUUGGCAAGAUCGAGAUCCCUUGUUGAUGUGAGCCAUCCUGAGGAAACCGAAGAGCCACCGAUCGAUAUUUUUGCUAUCGGUUUUCAAGAAAUUGUCGAUUUGAACGCUUCGAACAUUGUCGCGGCAAGUUCCGACAACGCAAAAGCAUGGGCUGAAGAGCUGCAGAAGGUUAUUAGCCGUGAUGAGGAAUACGUUUUACUGACGUAUCAACAAUUGGUCGGUGUGUGUUUGUACAUCUACAUUCGACCUCAGCACGCGCAGUACAUUCGUGAUGUGGCAAUUGAUUGCGUUAAAACCGGUCUGGGCGGAGCAACGGGAAACAAAGGUGCCGCCGCAAUUCGUUUCGUCAUUCAUGGAACGUCUAUCUGCUUUGUUUGUGCUCAUUUUGCCGCCGGGCAGUCGCAGGUUGCAGAACGAAACGCAGAUUACGCCGAGAUUACGAGGAAGAUUGCUUUUCCAAUGGGACGAUCAUUGAAAUCUCAUGACUAUAUAUUCUGGUGUGGCGAUUUUAACUACCGGAUUGAUAUGGAUAAGGACGAGUUGAAGGAACUGCUCAAACAAGGUGAUAUCGGCGCAGUGCUACAGUACGAUCAAUUGAGAAUCCAACAAAAUACUGGCAGUGUGUUUAACGAUUUCCUAGAAGGCGAGAUUUCUUUUCCUCCGACAUACAAGUACGAUCUGUUUAGUGACGAUUACGAUACAAGUGAAAAAUGCCGUGCACCAGCGUGGACAGACCGGGUACUGUGGCGGCGACGCAAGCAAAGCCCAGACGCUGACAGGCAUCCCAACUGGAAUCCUGGCCGGCUAGUACAUUAUGGGCGAGCUGAGCUAAAGCAAAGCGAUCAUCGUCCCGUGAUUGCAAUAAUCGAUAUAGGAAUUUGUAAAAUCGAUCAGCAACGAAGAUCGCAAGUAUUUAAUGACGUUAUAAGGGAUUUGGGACCACCGGACGGAACUAUUUUAAUUCAAGCGACAAACGCUUCUAGUGGUGGCACGGAUUCUGGUGAUGAAGAUGAGGGCAGCAUUUAUGAUGAAAAUUUGAUGAGCGCGUUGAUUCAGGAAUUAACUCAAAUUGGUGAAGUGACAUUGGUACGCUUCGUAGGUGAUACGAUGUGGGUUACAUUCCGGGAUGGACAAUCCGCCCUAACUGCUGCCCAGAAGAAGUUUGUUCAGGUGUGUGGUGUCAAUCUGGCAAUCAAACUAAAAACAGAAAAUUGGGUGCAGCGCGUCGAGAAAGAGAUUCUUCUUUGCACUCCGAAUACUGUUAGUUUCUGUGACAGUCAAACGGGCGAUUACAAUAGUCUCGGUAUUCCCGAAGUUCCUUCUCGUCCAAAAAGUCCACCAACCGCGCAGCAACCGCCAAUGCGACCAGCUCCUCCCGGCCGACCUCCGCUACCGAAGUCUCCUCAAGCAUCGCCGAAACAUCAACCCGUUCAUCAUCAUCCGCAUCAUCACCACCCGAAGGCCGGUGUAAUCAGUUUGGGAGCCGAAGUGUUGCUGGCCUCUAAAUUGCAGCAGAAACCUGCCAUUCCUCCCAUACCGCUAGUACCGUCGUCGUCGGCAGCGUCUAAAACUACUCCUCCCAUCGAGGAAUAUGCCAGCUCUAGUCCGAUCAGUGGCUCCCCCGUUCAUGGGACUUCGUCUGCAAACCACGCCCCCGUCCAGGAUACCGGUGCGAUCUACGAGGAAAUUAGCGAUGAUAUUGCCAUACCGGAGCCACGUGGUCCACCGCCUCCUCCGCCACGCUGUGACGUAUACGAUCUGGAUAUCGUUGGUAACAACAACAACAACAGCCACAACAAACCACACAAAACUUCUCCUCCUGGUACAUCCGGCGGCAGCUCUGGUGCUGGUUCUCCACAAUCCUCGAUGCCCUCGAUGGGAUCCACUGCGUCAGACAUUCCAAAAACUAAUCCUCCUCCGUUACCGAUUCGACGCGGAAUGCCGCCGCCGAUACCAAAUCGAAGCGGCGGGGCGCCUCCUCUUCCUGCUCGACCGAACAAUCCUUAAAUGAAAUGUACUCCCAAAGUUUAUGUUUAGUUCUUGCUCUUAUAAUACACAAUCUUACCGCAAUAAUAUAUAAAAAGAGCCGUUUACCCAUAAUGAGGAUCAAACUCAACCAGCAGAAUCUAAUCAGUAGCAGGAUAGUCAUUCAAAGUUAUAAAUUAUGUCAUUUAUGUAGUACUAUUAUAGUAUGGCUACGAAAAUCAACAAUCUGCAUGAUGAAUACGCCAUCCUGGCGUAUCAGAUCAAGAAUCAUAACCUGACUGUGUGUUGAAAACGAUAUUUACUAAUAGGAAAACAAAAACAAGUGUACCAAACAAACGAAGGCAUUCCAAUGUUGAUUGGCAUUAGAGAGAUUUUAUCUCAGUUGCAUUUUUCUUGAAAUCCUAAUGCCGUUAUUGUUAAGAGCAGCUUUAAAUGUGUAUAUAAUUUCUUGUAUUUAUUAUUAAAAUAUAUAUAUUAUAAAUAAUAGGCAUGUUACUCGAUUCCUUAAUCCUAGUUUGUUAAUAUGACGUAUUUCAUGUACUAAAAAAACGCGAAAUUUAGAUUAUGUUCUGAAAAUACGCUCGAAAUUAUAAAUACAACAGAAACAGACGAUGACGGUGGGUAAACUGUGCGUUCACCUCCCUUAUGUUAUGGCCAUUUGUUUUUUUUUUUUUUUGUUUACUGGAUAAAACCCAACUAUGGAAACAUUCUAUCUAGAAUAAGAAAGACAUGGAACAAUAGCUAUUAGCCUCUAAUUAGCGACAUUUUAUUGUGUAAAACAGGUACCGCUAUCUAGUGAAGGGUAUUGCAAUGGAAAAAUAUAGCAAAAACAUAAAAUAACACAUUUGCGCAAUUAUAGGCA